GUGAUUCAUAAGUCUACCACCACUAGCCCCUAUCUUUACGUCCUGCUUGACUCUCAUUCUCUUGCCUUGAUCUUCACCAACGCCAGCUGACAGGCUCUUUAUGCGGCUUCUGCGAGCAUUUCUUUGUACCACUAGAUCCCCUCGACUGCUCUCCUCCCCUUCGCCCGGGAUAUUCUCCGCAUCCACCCCACUUCCCUUUCGUACCGCGGUCCAACCAGCAUUCAUCAAACGCACAAUGGCCACAGCAAUGGCAAAGCGCCUUGAAGGCAAGACGAUCCUCGUAACCGGUGCAUCGUCCGGAAUUGGUCGAAGCACUGCUAAGGAAUUUGCUCGCACCUCUCCCAAGGAUCUGAAGCUUAUCGUGACUGCUAGACGGAUCGACUCUUUGCAGGAGCUGGCUAAGGAGAUCAAAGAGGAAGUCGGUGAAGGUGUGAAGGUGCUGCCUGUGCAGCUGGACGUUAGCAACCCGGAAGACAUCAAGAACUUUGUGCCCUCUCUGCCCGCGGAAUUCAAGGAGAUUGAUGUCUUGGUCAACAAUGCAGGCCUCGUCAAGGGCGUUGCCAAGGCACCAGAGAUCGACCCUGAAGACAUCAACGUCAUGUUUUCGACCAACGUUACUGGACUGAUCAACAUGACACAGGCUAUCCUCCCCAUUUUUAAGAACAGAGCCGACGGUGGUCGAGGAGAUAUCAUCAACAUUGGUAGCAUUGCUGGCCGCGAGCCUUACCCCGGCGGUAGCAUCUACUGUGCUACCAAGGCUGCUAUCCGAUCCUUUACCGAUGCCCUGAGGAAGGAACUUAUCGCCACAAGAAUCCGCGUUAUCGAGAUCGACCCUGGCCAGGUUGAGACUGAAUUCUCCGUCGUGCGCUUUUAUGGUGAUAAGGCGAAGGCAGAUGCGGUUUAUGCCGGCUGCGAGCCACUUACCCCCGAUGAUAUUGCUGAGGUCAUUGUGUUUGCCGCUGGCCGGCGCGAGAACGUUGUGAUUGCGGAUACCUUGAUUUUCCCGAGCCACCAGGCGUCGCCAACUGCCAUGCACCGCCGAUCUUAGAUUACACGCAGAUCUGGUUCCAUCUCGUAGAGGGCGCACAUGUUGCAGCCCCAUUAGAAUUGUUUUGGUUCUUGGGUGGAUUUAGAUAUAUAAGCGGGAUAUACUACAUUUCAAGUCUGAUAUCGGGCUUCAUCUAGUAUUCUACAGGAAUAACAACUGUACCUACAGUCUUUCCUGGAAGUACAGGAUGCCGUAUGGCUUUGUUUCGCCCUUCAUAACAAAAGCUCAAUGACCUACACAAGGGGAAAAUGAUAGCCGGCUUUGGAGUCAUUGAAAGAUAAUUCUCUCAUCAAUGGGACACAUUCGGUUAUACUCAAGUCUGUGAACACAACGAAAUUACAAUGACCCAAAUUGCAGUUGGAUUCACGAUUUUGCUUGCGACGGAGACAGCAACGGUCUUAAAGUAUUCACGUAUCUCAGAACAGCUUUCAAUUGAC
This is a messenger RNA of Aspergillus ibericus CBS 121593, 1485 nucleotides long. RefSeq names its product oxidoreductase, short chain dehydrogenase/reductase family. Gene Ontology annotation, molecular function: oxidoreductase activity. Lineage: Eukaryota; Fungi; Ascomycota; Eurotiomycetes; Eurotiales; Aspergillaceae. Gene Ontology annotation, cellular component: cytosol. The transcript is spliced from 5 exons. The record is from RefSeq and is a predicted model, not a curated record. The coding region runs from base 101 to 1048 and encodes 315 amino acids.